Molecule: messenger RNA, 1529 nt
Organism: Dicrocoelium dendriticum
Lineage: Eukaryota; Metazoa; Platyhelminthes; Trematoda; Plagiorchiida; Dicrocoeliidae
Source: the annotation of a GenBank genome assembly
GGUUGCACCACAUUCUGUGAGCAGCAAAUUGGCAUUAUGACUUGUGGUUCCCUCUCUGGUGGAUCUAAAUGUUCGCAUUGAUGAAAUUUUUAUGCUGCUUCGGCGUGUCCACUCGACAUUCGCCUUCGAAACGUUCGAAUUUACUGACAUUGCGCGAACUAAUGGUUCAUCUUGGGAACAAGAGCGAAGCUGAAAACGCUGAGGUUCACCCGAAGUUGGAGCGUCUAAUAUCCGAUCUUCGUCAUAGUACUAUGAGUGAUCGGCCUCCGACUACAUCGCCUAACGUUGGCAACAAUGUGGCCUACCACGCCUCAUCAACGAGUCCCGCAAACAAUGCAGAUUCCAGUUCGUAUCGAUCGCAACCUGUCGGGAUUGAAGUGGCCACCGUGGUUCCUUCGCUGGAUGACAGCGCGGAGUUUCGUCGGAUGCUGAUCACAUUCUUGUCUACUUACUGCACAACUACCCAGUUGGAGCUGAUUGUUCAUCUUGACUGGAUAAAACACUGGUCUGAGGCUGUGCAGGCCGCGCGACUGGACCAUCCAUUGCAGCCUCCCCUUCCCGAAAUGAUUCCGCGUCCAUGCUCAGUCGCUGCCCCAGGCCGAUUACGGAUCGCUUCAUGGAAUGUGAAUCGGUUCUCUUUGGCCAAAGCCAAUCAUCCGGGGUUUCGUGAGAUUCUCUGUCUCAGUAUUCUUCGUGCCAACAUUUCCUUGCUGGUGCUACAAGAAGUGACCAACCUUGACGUUGCGAAUGUGAUAUGUUCCGAACUGAACUCUCCUUCCCUACCGCACGUCAAAAGAUGGCUGAACCGGUUCCCUCCCCCGUAUAUCCAUCGAUGGGACGCGGCGACAUCGAUACAAGCGACUGGGGCACUCUUUCGUGGCCGCGAAUUCGCCGUGUUCUUAUACAACACUAAUGCAGGCAUUGAGAUCGUUCGAACGAGUCUUUUGGAGCCAUCUGAAACUGCGCGCUCUUCCAAGCUGUUCUCGCGUAGCCCUUGCCCAUCACUUUGUAAGAUCCGUUCCUCCCGAGUCGUUCUGGUGUCCGUGCACCUCAAAGCCAGAGGACUACACGAUAACAUGAUCGACAAGACCGUUUCAGAAGUGAAAUGCUUGGAGAACCUGAUUCAAGCGUUUCACGAUACCCAGCCUGAAAACUCUCAUCUUAUCAUUCUUGGGGACUUCAACUUGAACCCACAACAUCCAGCGUUCGAUUCAUUACGCAAACGCGGCUUUUUCCCCGUCUUAAAUGGUAGUCAGUCAACAACCACGGGGAAAUCACCACAGCCAGUGGACAAUUCGGAAAAUGCUACUACCUUUUGUGUAACCUCAUACGACAACGCUUGGCUUUCUCCAACUCUUGCUGUAGUCAACCCUUCAGCAGACAUCCUCCUUGGAGCCAGUUAUACCGGUGACGCGGGUGUGAUCACAGAUGGACUCCGGCAUCCCCUAAUCCCCGAAGAGCUUGCAACUGGUAUCAAUGGUUCUCUCAGUGAUCAUUGCCCCAUUUGGUUUGACCUUCAAAUCCCUUGA